Saxophila tyrrhenica is the source of this 1287-nucleotide messenger RNA. RefSeq lists its product as uncharacterized. The transcript is spliced from 4 exons. Bases 1 to 1287 code for a protein of 428 amino acids. NCBI's taxonomy places the organism in Eukaryota, Fungi, Ascomycota, Dothideomycetes, Mycosphaerellales, Extremaceae. Gene Ontology annotation, molecular function: monooxygenase activity; FAD binding. The record is from RefSeq and is a predicted model, not a curated record.
AUGAAGAUAGCAAUCAUCGGCGGAGGCAUCAGCGGGCUCAGUCUAUACUUGUUCCUCCAGAAGUACCUUGAGGAGCACAAUGACCUCAAGAGCGCCGUCGAAAUAACCAUCUUGGAGCCGCACAGCCUACCACGACUACAUGGCCGGCAACCGGACGAUAUUCCCUCGACGGGAGGCGGCUACGGACUUGCACACAAUGGCAUGGCAAGUCUCAGACGCCUUGAUCCAGCGCUGCAUGAGCAGAUCCUUCGAAACGGCUUUCCCACCUCGAAAUUCGUAAUGAAGAGCGCACGAGGCUGGACGUUAGGGGCGAUGCCUUUCACGGACCUGCGAGGUAAUGAGCCGGACUGCUGUGUUAUGGUGCUCCGCGAGAUUUUGAUUGCUGCUUUAUACGAACGUAUCCCGACGACUUCUGUUAUCCAACGAAAGGUAGUGAGGGCUGAAGACGGACCCGAGCAUGCCACUGUUGAACUGGACAAUGGUGAGGUCUGCAGAUACGAUCUUGUGAUCGGGGCAGAUGGCGUCUGGAGAUGGGUAUCGACCGACUUUCUCCCACCUCCGCCUGAAACUGGUCCAGCAGCCCAUGGCCAGACCGUGAUGACGUUCGGUCCCAAUGGCUUUUUCGCUUACACUCCUUAUACUACCGGUGAUACGCCAGCAACCAAGAAGCAUAUCGAGGGUGAGGCCACCCUACCGCCUGGAAAGAAUGCUUUCUGGUGGUCUCGAUCCGCGCAAGAGCAGCCGUCUGCGAAUCCGGACGCUGCUGUGCUGAAACAAGAGCUGGAGAAACGGCACUCUUCAUGGAAGGAUCCUACGAUCAUGGAGAUCAUUCGGCAUUCUGAGGUGGCUCUGAAGACUCCAACCUUCGUCAGUCCGAAAGCACCCACUUGGGCUGGCAAGCGUGUAGUCUUGAUUGGGGAUGCUGCACACGCGCUUCCAUCAUCUUCCGGACAAGGUGUGUCACAGUGUUUGGAGGAUGCAGAGGCCCUGGCAUCCCUACUCGUCUUCAACCUCCAGAGAUUUACAAAGCCCGAAAGUGAGCUAGAAAUACUCAGCAACACAUUCAAACAGUACAUGCAGGUUCGGAAAGCCCACGUUGAGAAGGUGCUGGAUGCAGGAAACCGAGCAGGGGACAGUUCUCGUGAGAUGGGUCUGAUCCUGGAGAUGCUCAUGUAUGCGAUGAUGUGGGCUAUGCUCAAGUUCUUUGGUACAUUCUUUCUCAAGACUGUACUGAAUUACGAUCUGCAUGCGGAAAUCGAGAAGGCGAAGAAGAGCCGCUCGAUGUGA